Monopterus albus (swamp eel) is the source of this 1755-nucleotide messenger RNA. It is a transcript of the gene sptssa, whose product is annotated as serine palmitoyltransferase, small subunit A. Gene Ontology annotation, molecular function: serine C-palmitoyltransferase activity. The record is from RefSeq and is a predicted model, not a curated record. Bases 97 to 303 code for a protein of 68 amino acids. Gene Ontology annotation, biological process: ceramide biosynthetic process. Gene Ontology annotation, cellular component: serine palmitoyltransferase complex. NCBI's taxonomy places the organism in Eukaryota, Metazoa, Chordata, Actinopteri, Synbranchiformes, Synbranchidae. The transcript has 2 exons.
CCGUAAAACGCCAGAGAAGAAGAAGACGUCGACGACGACUCACGUCGAGAGAAAUAAGUCAAGUAAGGGAGGGAUAAAAGUUGUAAAGUUGGAACCAUGGCUCUGGGAGACUAUUGGAAGCAAUUGUCCUGGUUUUACUACCAAUAUCUUCUGGUGACAGCGUUGUACAUGUUGGAGCCCUGGGAGAGGACGGUGUUCAACUCCCUGCUGAUCUCAGUGGCUGGCAUGGCAGUUUACACUGGCUAUGUUUUCAUGCCACAGCACAUCAUGGCCAUCCUGCACUACUUUGAGGUCGUCCAAUGACAUGAUGACUCUGUCCAUCCACCCGUCUGUCUCUGGCUUCCUGUCUCUUCCUCUGCCUGCCUGCCUGUCUGUCUCUCCCUGGUUUGAAGUGGGGAUCGUUUCCAACCAUGUGGAGGCAGGAUGUCUUCUCUCCAAAGCCAAUUCUGUAUCAAUGGUCAAAGCUGCUGGAGGUCAUGUUGGACAAAUUUUUCCCUGGGACUGUUUCUGUUGAAGAUAUUUGAGACUGUGAACUGUGCUGGGCUCAGACACACGGCCUUUAAAGAUGGUGCAUUAGUUUUGUUUUCUCCAUGUGUUUUGCUUUCAUGUCCUUGAAUCAAGCACACCUUACUAUUUUGAAAAUGUAUAAUUAUCUGGAUGUCUGGUUGUGUAGGGCCAUUUUAUUUUUAUUCCAUUCAGACAUCAAACCAUUGUUGUCAUAGUGUUUUUUUUAGUGGCUGGACAAAAGACAUUGUCCAUUACUGUAGUCUUUGAGCCAGAUAUGAUGAUGAUGAUGAUGGAAGCAGGAUCAGAUCUCUGAAUGAGGCUUGAUUGUUUUGUCAAAGCAGGCACGAGCUGCCUUGAGGUAGUAAUGUCAGCUCUUUUCAACUGCCACCAUCGUUUUCCCGUACUUUCAAACCUCUGUUUCCACACACAGACAGAUGCAGUCUCGCAUAUGCAUAUGCACAUGCACAUGCACACCUGCAACUUCACACAGCGAAGUAUUUCAUCAAAACUAAUGCCUUCUGCAAAAUCCUAAGUGUAGGUAACACAUGAGCUGAAUGACAAACUUGUCACUUCCUGCAAAAGAAAAGCAAAUUGGACAUUUAUUCUCCACCUCAGAGAAACCUAUCUGUGGUAAACACCCUAAAAAUGGGGUUUCCCGCAGCUAGUAACUUAAACCUUCAGCUCAGCCUUAAAUGCAAUCUUUAUGACGAGUUAAUGAUGUAUAUGUCUUGAAAAUUAGACUUGAGAGGAAAUGGACCAAUAGACAUUAACAAGAAUGGAUGUAUUUCCUUCAUGCAGACAUUUUUAAACCACCUAUUGCAGCUCCGCAUCAGCUUUGUUUCUAUCUACUAACUUCUUAUUGUACACGGUUGAAGUUGGACAUGGCCACUGUACCUGUGCUGCCAGCUGUCAAUCACUCUGUGAAAGCAAAUGGUGAUGUUAUCAGGUCAGGGAUAAACUGACGUGUAUGUCAUUAACCACAUAGUAGGCAAUGCUAACACUUUCCUCUUUGCACAGAAAUGGUAAAUUCUCAAGUUCCAUUUUCUGUAUGUCAUGUUUUCUAUGCAUUCCUUCCGUUACUGGUGUCCUUUGGAAAAUUGUUUUUCCCACCUUCAGAACUGUAUUUUUCUCAAUUUUGUGUAUAUAAUCUUGUAUACAUAUUUGCAACAUUUUGUAGAUGAAUAUGUUGGUGUAUAGAAUGACAUUUGUUUUUUUUGUGAGCUACUGAUGGUAAAUAUUGUUAAAUAA